UGCUGUGGCAGCGCAGUUGUCUCAAGCAGACCAAAAACUUUACAGCAAGCGGUGUUGACUGACACACACGCACACACACGCUGACCUAUGCACAUACACUCUUAUGGAGUAUUAUACCAUCCUGCUGCUUUGGAGCUGCUUCCUGCUCCCAGGGAGCCGGGACUGCUUCAGUAUUGACACGAAGAAUCCACAGAUCAUCCGAGGUCCAAAGGAGGCGCAGUUUGGCUACACAGUGCAACAACAUGAGGCGCUUGGUGAGAAAUGGCUAUUGGUGGGAGCUCCAUUUGAGAAGAGUGGUGAAAACCAGACUGGUGAUGUCUACAGGUGUCCACUGGCAAGCAGAACUGAUACAAACUGUUCACGACUGAACUUAGGAGAGAUAUCUUUAAAGAAUGUUUUAGAACGCAAAGACAAAAUGAGUCUUGGGAUGUCCCUUGCCUCUAACCCAAAGGAUAACAGUUUUGUGGCUUGUGGUCCGUUGUGGUCAUAUGAAUGUGGCAGUUCGUUAUACAGCACAGGAAUCUGCUCCAGAGUUGACAGCAGUUUUAACUUCACACGCAGCAUCGCCCCAGCCUUUCAGAGAUGUGAGACCUAUAUGGACAUAGUAAUAGUGCUGGAUGGAUCAAAUUCUAUAUACCCCUGGUUUGAGGUGCAAUACUUCCUAAUCAACAUCCUUCAGAAGUUUUCCAUUGGGCCAGGACAGAUUCAGGUUGGAGUGGUGCAGUAUGGAGAGAGAGUGGUUCAUGAAUUCUACUUGGAUGACUUCCACACUGUAAAUGAAGUAGUGACAGCAGCUUACAGUAUUAUCCAACGUGGAGGAGAGGAGACACGCACAGCUCUUGGAAUCAACGUUGCACGCUCCCAGGCAUUUAAGCGCGGAGGGCGUCCAGAUGCCAGGAAAGUGAUGAUUGUGAUCACUGAUGGGGAAUCACAUGACAGCCCGGACCUACAGGAAGCCGUGGAGAAAAGCGAGCGGGACAACAUCACCCUAUAUGGAAUCGCUGUGCUUGGCUACUACAACAGGCGUGGGAUCAAUCCUGAAGCUUUCCUAAGAGAGAUCAAAUCCAUUGCCACUGACCCUGAGGAGCAUUUUUUCAAUGUGACUGACGAAUCUGCUCUGAAAGACAUUGUUGACGCCCUGGGAGAGAAGAUCUUCAGCUUAGAAGGUACCGACCAAAGUGGGACUGCCUUUGGACUACAGAUGUCUCAGGCAGGUUUCUCCUCACACAUUGUGGAGGAUGGUGUUUUGGUAGGUGCUGUAGGGGCUUAUGACUGGAAUGGCGCUGUCCUCAAAGAGACACAGAAUGGCAAAGUGAUCCCUCCCAAGUCCUCAUACCUCAGAGAGUUUCCUGAGGAACUGAAGAACCAUGGAGCUUACCUGGGUUAUAUCGUAUCAUCAGUAGUGUCAGCGUAUUAUGGGCAGCUGUAUGUGGCUGGAGCUCCUCGUUUUAACCACACAGGCAAAGUCAUCAUAUUCACCCUUACCAACUCGGGCAACCUCACUAUACUGCACUCCCUAACAGGACAACAGAUUGGCUCCUAUUACGGCAGUGAGGUAGCUCCACUAGACCAGGAUAACAACGGACUAACUGAUCUGCUGUUGGUGGCAGCUCCCAUGUACUUCAGCAAAGGAUGGGAGAGAGGCAGGGUUUACAUCUACAGACUGAACCAAGAGGGACAGUUUGUCCUGGAGGGCCUUCUCGAGGCAUCAGAUGAGGCACAAAACUCUCGUUUCGGAUCAGCUAUGUCGUCUCUGCCUGACUUAAACGGUGAUGGUUACAGAGAGCUGGUGGUGGGUGCACCUCUAGAGGAUGACCACAGGGGGGCAAUCUAUCUCUUCUACAGCCAGCAAAGUGGUAUUCACCCAAAGCAUAAGCAGAGAAUAGCAGCUGUAGACAUCUCCGCAGGCCUUCAGUAUUUCGGGCGUAGUGUCCAUGGUGUGAUGGACAUAAAUGGAGAUGAUCUGAUAGACUUAUCUGUAGGUGCACUUGGUGCUGCUGUCUUGCUUUGGUCCCGCAGCGUGGUCCGUGUGAACAUCAGCGUUGAUUUUCAGCCAUCAAAGAUAAAUGUGUUUAACAAAGAUUGUGUGAAAGGAGGAAAAGAAGUGACCUGCAUGGCAGCCAAUGUGUGUGUCGCUGUCACAGCUCAAACACCAGUGGCAAAGACACAAGGAGUGGCUCUGAAGCUUAGCUGGGGGUUUGAUGAGAGGCGCUACAUCCCCAGAGCAGUGCUGGAUGCUGCUGAGGGACAGCCUUCUUCAAACAUUUCUGUGUUACCAGAAACCCAGCACUGUGAGCAUGUCUACUUCCAUGUGCAUGAGACUGUAGACUACACUCGGCCGAUAGUCUUCACUGUGGAGGCGAGGUUGCAGGAUACUGACAAUGGCCCUGUGCUGGACGACGGCUGGCCCACUACACUGCGUUCAGAGCUGCCCUUCUGGAAUGGAUGUGAUGAAGAUGAUAAAUGUGUGCCUAACUUGGUACUUCAAAGUAACACUGAUCUGCUGGACCAUAGGCAGUUCUGUGCCUGGCGAGAGCAUGCUGCAUGGCCAUUGUGUGUCCAGCAGGGGGCAAGGACGAAUGGGGAACGUAUUGUGGAGGCCAGCAGAAGACGAAUGUUGGUGGAGGUUCGGCUGGAGAAUGAUGGAGAAAACGCUUACAACACACAGCUUCGUAUCUCUCACUCUGCGAACCUGCAGUUCUCCAGCCUGAUGGUGAAGACUCCUUCUGACCUGGCAGUCGAGUGUCAGACAGCAGACAGAUUGAUCCUACAGCGGAGCUGCAAUGUCAGUGCUCCGUUUUUGAGGUCACAAGCUCAGGUGAUCUUUCGGUUGGAGUUUGAGUUUAGCAGGUCUAUCUUUCUAGAUCACAUACAAGUUUCGCUGAAUGUCUCCAGCAAUGGAGAAGAGAUGACUCCAGAAAACAACGUCAAUGAUAUAUAUCACCCUCUGAGACAUGAGGUUGAUCUCCUUUUUACAAGAGAUUCUAACCCUCCUCGCUUUGAAAUCAAAUCUGAGCCUCCCCAGGGGUAUCCAGGAGUUAUCGGGCCAACCUUCAACUUGUCUUAUCGGAUACAGAACCUCGGCCUGUUUCCUGUGAGUCACCUGCUCUUCACUCUAGAGGUUUUCGCAGUGACCAAAAACACCAAUCAGUUGCUGUAUAUUUCAAGCAUUAAUGUUGAUCAGUCUGCUGGCUCCCAGUGCAUUGCUCCACGUGUCACUGCGGCAGGUCUGCCUUCUAAAGAAGACCUCACACCCAUCCCACAGCUGAAUUCUUCAACUGGUCUGGCUUUAUCUGCCCAGUGCAGACUCUCCCUGCUGCCCCAACAGGGCAUCAGUGUGACUGUGACAGGAAGGUUAAACCUCCACACACUACUGACAAUAAAUUUCAAGGCUCUGGAAUUGGUGAUGACAGCAGCCAUCGAGCUCAGCCCAAACAGCCCUUUGUUCCUGCAUGAGGACAGACCGAAGAGACAUAUAAUCCUGGAGAUUAGGAAGGAUGAAGAUUACAGAAUUCCCAUCUGGAUUAUAAUCGGAAGCACUUUGGGAGGCCUACAGCUUUUGGCGCUGCUAGUUCUGGCACUCUGGAAGUUGGGAUUCUUUCAUACGCAGAGACAACACAAGGAAGAACAGGUCGCCAAUGAGAAGACCAGGGAGGAUCGGUAAAGCCAUGGCGAGCGUGCGCUUACUCCCUCACAGACUUUCACUCAGGGACUCUCCAGGAACGAGGAUGUGUCUUUGCAGUACUCCAGCCAAUCAGCACCUGUCAUGCACUGCUGAGCCCUUCCACUUUCUGACAGGACUAUUCAGUCUCAACAUAUUUGGCAUGCAGUGCUGCAGUAAAGACAUGGAUCUCUGAUGAGGUGUAACUUAUGACCGAAGACUUAAGACUUGGUAGGUCUUGAAUAUACAAGACCAAAGUCUUAUUUCAUUUUAGUUUUAAAAGAGCAGUGGUGAAAACAAACACAGUGGACUUGUAAAUAAAACAAUACACUACGCUUAUAAAGUACAGCAUAUUUUUAGAUAAAAGUUCAAACAACAUAGGAAAAGGCUUUUUAGUAGUCCACAACUUCAGCUUUACGGUGAUGACAAAUCAGCACUUGAUAUUUUUCAAGAGAUUUUUUUUUGCAAAUCCAUGUUGAUGCACUUGCACAUGUAGACUUGAACUUUGUAAAUAAACAGUUAGUGCCUUUUGAAAUGGAGCAGCAAUCUAAUAUAAAACACAUACAUUGAGUAUCUUUUAUAAACAUGGAGACGUCUCUGCGCACACACCCAUGAUGCUGCUUUGCACCUUAAAUGGACUUAAGUUCCUCCAUGGGCUUCUAGACUUUAGGUCAAAGUUGCCAAAUAUUUGCCAUUUAGCCAUUCUGAGACAUUUAUACAGUUCUUCCCAGGCCAGCAGUUUAUCCACAUUUUAGUGCAACAGUAUUAACUGCCACUUUAUUUUUAAAAGUCAUAAUUUGGUCAUUUAUCGAUUUUAGGUAGGGCACAAGCAGCUAACUGUGCGAGAGGGUUCAGUACAAUGAAGACCAAUCAGUAAAACACAGCUUGCCAAGUCAGUUGCAGUUAUAUAACUCAUGACCAUGAGUAAAAGUUUGACUGAAACUGUAUUGACUGUACCUGAGUGAAAGCACCGUGUUAUUAUUAUUCAGUCUACUGAAGCUGAGGUGAAUGUGUUUAUGUUAAAGAAAAUGUAACUGAAGAGAUACUAAUUUAAUAAAUUUAAUACUUUGAACUUUUGUAAAGAUUCAAGAGCAACUUUUUGGUGUUUAUAGAAUGUUUAUAGAACUAUAGGAAAUGAUUGAGGAUGGAGACAAGCAAUGCCUUAAGAACAAAACUGAUUAAUGUAUUGGUAUAGUAAAUAAACUUGGUUAAAUUUU
Colossoma macropomum (tambaqui) is the source of this 4878-nucleotide messenger RNA. It is a transcript of the gene itga11b, whose product is annotated as integrin, alpha 11b. Gene Ontology annotation, molecular function: integrin binding. Gene Ontology annotation, biological process: integrin-mediated signaling pathway; cell-cell adhesion; cell-matrix adhesion. NCBI's taxonomy places the organism in Eukaryota, Metazoa, Chordata, Actinopteri, Characiformes, Serrasalmidae. Gene Ontology annotation, cellular component: external side of plasma membrane; integrin complex. The record is from RefSeq and is a predicted model, not a curated record. Bases 104 to 3664 code for a protein of 1186 amino acids. The transcript has 30 exons.